AUGAAAAUUUUGGAGAUUAACUUUUUUGAAAUUGACAGAAAAAUUACUUCAGAUAGGGACGAGCAACCGAUGCUAAUAACUAAUCUAAAGAAUGAAAUUAAAAUUUUAACAGAAAAACAUAUAGAUAUUAGAGCAGAACUGGAACUGAGUCAGGAACAUUUACUUGUAAUGGAGAAAACUAAAGAGGAACUAAAGGAAAUCCAAAAGAGAUUGUUAAUUUCAAUUGAAACCCUAGAAAAGGAUAAAGAAACCUACGAAAACGAGUUGAUAGAUCUGAAAUCGACACUUUGUUAUCGAAAAAACCCGAGAAAAAACCAAAUGACCACAAGUGUGUUUGACUUAGAGCCAGGAAAACGCCUUUCAAAAAAUGUAUUAAAUAAACGGGAAGUGCAAAGUACUUCUUCGAAAAACAUAUUAAUAUUAGGCGACGAAGCUGCUAUUAACUUAAAUAUAUGA
This is a messenger RNA of Psylliodes chrysocephalus, 456 nucleotides long. Lineage: Eukaryota; Metazoa; Arthropoda; Insecta; Coleoptera; Chrysomelidae. The record is from the annotation of a GenBank genome assembly.